Molecule: messenger RNA, 1980 nt
Organism: Mycosarcoma maydis (corn smut)
Lineage: Eukaryota; Fungi; Basidiomycota; Ustilaginomycetes; Ustilaginales
Exons: 2
Coding region: 1-1980 (659 amino acids)
Biological process (GO): transmembrane transport
Molecular function (GO): transmembrane transporter activity
Source: RefSeq, a predicted model, not a curated record
AUGUCGAACCAAGCUCAAGACCAACCCGAGCGUCGCGAUUCCUCGUCCGAGAACAGCUCGCCGUUCAAGGAUGACGAGGUUGCAGCUGACCAGUCCGUUUCUGCUCACGGGAACACCUCGUUGAACAAGAAAGAUCGAGUGAGCGCUGUGCGUGAUGCUGACGCUUCGAGCGCACGUGAGGGCCAACAGCCUGGUGUUACACGUAUCGAAGCGCUCUACCGCAUCUUUCCACGCAACAGUCCGAUUGUGUACACCGUCUAUGCGAGCUUGGCCGCAGUUACCAUCUGCUUUGCUUUGGACCAGUCGACCACUGCCGCUUACCAGCUGUACGCCACCAGAACUCUGGGUAGCCAUGCAAAGCUUUUCGGUGUUAUUGCAACGGUCGAAGCCAUCCUCAACGCAGUAUCCAAGCCUUUCAUUGCUAAGAUCUGCGAUAUUUUCUCGCGUCAGACUGCCUACUUUUUGGUUGCCGUUUUCUACACGAUUGGCUUUGUUGUCGUCGCUUCGGCCCAGACACCCGCUGCCUUCGCUGUGGGACGUAUCAUCACCGAAGUUGGCCAGGCAGGUUUCGACUUGGUGACCGACAUUGUCGUCGCUGACUUGAGCCCUCUCGAGUGGCGAGGUGUGGUGACGGCAUUGACCUCGUCACCCUUCAUUGUUCUUCCUUGGGUCGGCAACUUGAUUCAAGCCCGACUCAACACGGGUCGUCCUGAAGGCUGGCGAUGGGGGUAUGGCAUGUUUGCCAUCAUGGCGCCGGUCUGCGUUGCGCCCAUCAUCCUGGUGCUCAUGUACGUCGAUCGCAAAGCUCAAAAGGCUGGCGAGCUGUCGUUUGCUUCCAGUCGCCUCGAGACGCGACGUGCGCAGGAGCAAGGAACCGUCAAGGUUCAACGAGACUCUCUGCGGGACCGUUUCGCCAACCUGGUCCAGCUCUGCAAAGAGAUGGACCUCGUUGGACUUUUCCUGCUUGCAUUGUCGUUCUCCCUGCUCCUCGUUCCCUUCAGCAUCUACAAGGAUGCCGACAAGCAGUGGCGUAACCCUUCAAUCAUCGCCAUGUUUGUCUGCGGCGGUGUGAUUCUUGGCAUGUUCCUUGCUUGGGAGAUCCUGCUCGCCAGCCACCCGGUGAUGAACAAGCGAGUGUGGUACAACCGAACUUUCCUGCUCGCUGUCACUAUCGACAUCUUCUACUUUAUGGGAGGUAACGCACGAUCUACCUACUACGGCUCGUUUGUGCUCGUCGGUACCAAUCUGUCAACCGCAAACUGGGGCUAUGUCGUCAACGCGCUCGCAACGUGUGCACUCUCGGUGUUCGGUCUUGCAGCAGGCUUCUAUCUGCGCAUCUUCCACCGCUACAAGUUCCUCCAGAUCGGUGGUCUGGUGAUCCGAAUUGUCGCUAUGGGACUGUACUUGUAUGGUCGUAACGGCAACCUCACCACCAUGGUGGUUGCGUGGUCACAGAUCCUCAACUCUCUAGGCGGUGCAUGCUCAGUCGUCGGCACUCGUGUCGCUUCGCAGGCCUCGGUACCGCAUCAGGAUCUGGCCUCGAUCAUCUCUCAGCUGGCUCUAUGGACUCGUCUUGGCGGUGCUAUCGGUUCUGCCAUCGCCGCAGGUAUCUGGACGGGCACGCUCCCAGACUACCUUGCAGCUACCAACCUGACGCCGGCCCAACAGAGCAGGGCUUACAACAGUCCUACUACUAUCAAGACAUCGUAUCCCUGGAACACGCCACUUCGCAACCAGAUCAAUCAAGCUUUCAGCAAGACGAUGAAGCCCAUCUUUAUCGUUGCUCUUGUUCUGGCCUUCAUCCCGCUUUUUGCCGGUCUGCUGAUGCCCAACUACUACCUCGGAAAGACGCAGAACGCGGUCGACGGCACCGACAACUCGGGACGAGUCAUUGAGAGUGCCGAGGACAACCCAAAUGCCGAAAUCAACCGGAAGAAUGUCAAGUAUGCGAAGGGUACCAGGCUCUCUUGGCUCUGGUAA